AUGGAAGGCGGACCAGCGAGCAAUAAGGAAGCCUUUAAGAAGUCUGAGAAAACUGUUCAUCGCCUUUCUCUAAUCGAUGUUCAAGGUGUACCUCUCAAAAGUCAGAUUGUAAACAACUUGGAUUCAAUUUUGCAAUUCUGCCCUGACCCAUCUGACCUGCUUAUUGCUACCUACCCUAAAGCAGGAACAACCUGGGUUCAGGAAAUUGUAGAUCUUCUGCUGAACAAUGGAGAUGCUGAAGCAUGCAAGAGAGCACCCAUAAUUAAUCGUAAUCCUUUCCUGGACAGCUGCCUUUCUCCACCUUUACCAUCAGGGCUUGACUUACUCAAAGAAAUGAAACCCCCAAGAGUCAUCAAGACUCAUAUGCCCAUUCAACUAGUGCCUAAAGGAUUCUGGGACAAUAAAUGCAAGGUCAUCUAUGUGGCUCGAAAUGCUAAAGACAAUGUUGUAAGCUACUUCUACUUUGAUCAGAUGAAUUUAACCCACCCAGAACCAGGCUCUUGGGAUGGAUACAUUCAGAAGUUCAUGAAGGGACAAUUGUCUUGGGGCUCUUGGUAUGAUCACGUGAAAGGCUACUGGAGGGAACGAAAGGAAAGAAAUAUCCUUUACCUUCUCUAUGAGGACAUGAAAGAGAAUCCUGGUCGGGAAAUCAAGAAGAUUAGGCGCUAUCUUGGUGUGUCGGUUUCUGAUGAUGUCAUAGAGAGGAUUGUGCAGUUGACAUCUUUCAAAACCAUGAAGGAUAAUCCUAUGGCCAACUACUCCUUUAUUCCAAAGCUAGUGUUUGAUCAGUCUGUUUCUCUCUUCAUGAGAAAAGGAGAGGUCGGUGACUGGGUCAACCAUUUCACUCCAGCUCAAUCCCAGAUGUUUGACGAAGACUAUGCAAAACAAAUGAAAGAUGUGGAUAUUCAGUUCCGUUUUAGAAUUUGAUUACUUAUUGUUUUGUGCAACUUGUAGAAAAAGUAAUUCAUUUACAUCGGUGGUUUUCAGACUUGCACAGUAUGAAACAUUGAAUACUAUCAGAAUAACAAGUUGAAGUUCUAGCAUUGUGUAAUUUAAUGUUUUUCUUUAGUUAAAUUACUGAGCUUGAGAUUGCUCUGUGUUAUGAAUUUUCCUUGGGGGCUGCACAAAGAGAAGCAACACGUUCUUAAAAAGUUAAUUUGUUAAUUAUUAACACAUUGUUUCUGUUACACUAUUUGACACAUUAUGGGGCGGAUUCCCGGAUACUUAAGACUAGUAAUAGACUUAAAACAACUUGCACUGACAUAUCUUAAAAUCAACACAGUCUCACGGGACUUUGUGACAUUGUCACGAACUGCAAUCUAUUCAUUCGUUUUUUCGUGUGACCCAGCACGACUUUCAAUCUAACGUAUUUUAAUACACUGUAUUUCAUAUGUAUAUAAUAUAUAUCAACGCAUGGGAAUUCAUACCUAUUACAAGUUGGCUCAUUCCUGUGAAUUCCUAUUUCCUACGAUCUCAUUCGUAUGUUUUGUAAUGAUUUGACUUUGCUUUAUGGUUUGGGGUGAGGUAAAGUGUUGGUUGGCCACCUCCUAAAAUAUGUAUGAAUUCUUUUGAUAUCAGUUUAUAAAUAUAUAAAUGUACAUACACACGCGGUCUGUGUAUUGAAAGUCAUGCUGACUGACACGAAAAAGAGGGAAAUUCGUGUCCAUGAACACAAAUAUAUACAGUAGAUUCCAAAUUUCGCGCCAAUGCCACAAACUGCCAUGAGACUGGAUUGCUUAAAAGACAUCAGUGCCAUUGUGUACUCUCAAAAUGCACACAAAUUAUGUUUUUUGUAAAGCCCCUAGUUGUUAUUUUAACACUACUUAAAGGAACCACACAAAUGGCGUUAAAAGUAUCGAAAUGUGUUUUCCCAGAAAUAACAAAGAGAUGUCUCAUUUAUGAACGAGAGCUCUUGUUCAACAUGUACAGAAACUAAUGCAAUGCGAAGACCUUUAUGAUUUAUUUUGCAUUACAGUUAAUACAAAUGUUUUUACUAUAAAUAUCAUUCUUAAACAACAGUUACUGUUGUAAAAACAUGGUACAUUUGUUGUUACUGUUCUACAAACACCAUGAUAAAACUUUGGUUUGUAGUAAAAACACUUUCCUAAUGAACGUUUCCACUGUAAGUGAUAUGCAGAUAUUUUUAUAACUGUAUUUAACAUAAUUCAAGAUUGUGAAUGUAUACUAAUGUGUACCAAAUAGUUAAAAUUAUUUACGAGAGAAAAUUAUGUGUUCUUGUCCUCGUAUAGUAAGAUACAGACAAAUCCACGAGUGUCCCGCUUGUAACAUGUUAAAGUGAGCAGCUCAUUCACUCAUAGACACGCAGAACAAGCAGAGGACAUAUUUAAAUAGUAGAAUUUCGCUUAUGUGAUUCCUUCCAUGUUUUCCCACAUCGCACAGAUCAUAGGGCUAGAUAAAAACACAACGACAAACGCACUUCACACAAACAAGCAGCUCUGUCUAAUGCACCUGCCAAACUGUAUUGGCCGCAUGCUACACUAUUAAAUAUAUUCUUAGCACAGACCGUUUUUUUCGUAGCAUGUGCGACAUACAUGUCACACUGUACAGCCCUGAGCAUGAUUGAAAAAAGCUAGGAGGGUCAGUUUUCGUCUGGGACAUUAAAGGGAUAGUUCCCCCGAAAAUACAGACUUAUAAUAUUUUUUUUCUGCUGUGGUAGUAAAUGAUGACCCCGAACUGAAAACUGCUAAUAUUUUCCAAAUAUAUUUCUUUGUGUAGAAAAUAGUUUGAAAAAGUAAGCAGUAAUUUUAGAAAUAUCUGUCUUUCCACUAUAGUCUUGCUAUGAUGUAAUUUGUAUUAAUAUUGAAAUGUUACGUCAAAAAGGUAUUGUUUAAAUAUUAACUGAGAUAAAACUAAGAGAUCCCACCAUAUGUCCUCAUAUUUACUGUAUGUCUUGCUGUUGGACAGGUAAAUAAAAACACAAGAAGUUUGUCUUUUCAGGCAUUUUAAGGUAUACAUUUGUGAAGAUUUCAUAAAUACCCUCAGUAAUUUGUGGGUUAAGUUUAUAUUCUUCUGUUUACAUGUUUGUGUGGUUAAUUUUUUGGAAAUGUUUUCUGUUAUAUUUCUAGCCUAAGGUGCACAUUAGAUUGGAAGAAAGACACCAGUCAUUUUCAUUCCUUUACUUUAUUUAGAAGUUGUAUUUCUUCUCAUAACCUUUGUCUCUGGGUUCAUGCUGCAGCAUGGUUCCGGGGGCGGUAAGAGGGUGUGCGGCCUUCCUGUUUCCCUUUUUAUUCUAUCGCCGAAGAUUAUGGGUAGGCUUGGUUCAUUUAUUAUGUUUGGGGGUUAUUGUUAUGUUUUAUGUUAUGAAUGAA
This is a messenger RNA of Triplophysa rosa, 3329 nucleotides long. Its product is annotated as sulfotransferase 1 family member D1-like. The record is from RefSeq and is a predicted model, not a curated record. NCBI's taxonomy places the organism in Eukaryota, Metazoa, Chordata, Actinopteri, Cypriniformes, Nemacheilidae. The coding region runs from base 1 to 927 and encodes 308 amino acids. Gene Ontology annotation, cellular component: cytoplasm. Gene Ontology annotation, biological process: sulfation. Gene Ontology annotation, molecular function: sulfotransferase activity. The transcript has 7 exons.